Molecule: messenger RNA, 7067 nt
Organism: Hirundo rustica (Barn swallow)
Lineage: Eukaryota; Metazoa; Chordata; Aves; Passeriformes; Hirundinidae
Gene: ESPL1
Product: extra spindle pole bodies like 1, separase
Exons: 32
Coding region: 94-6582 (2162 amino acids)
Biological process (GO): meiotic chromosome separation; proteolysis
Cellular component (GO): mitotic spindle; centrosome; cytoplasm
Molecular function (GO): cysteine-type endopeptidase activity
Source: RefSeq, a predicted model, not a curated record
GAACGGGCGCGCGGCGGGUUCCGGCUUACCCCCCUCUAGCGGAGCUGCAGCGCAGCCUCCGCAUAUCAAAGCCCCUCAGAAGAAACCCCCGAGAUGGCUGAGAAGGACGGGAAAGGUGGAAAAGACAGGAAAGGUGGAGAGAACAGGAAAGGUGGAAGGGGCGAGAAAGGUGGAAAGGACAAAAAAGGUGGAAAGGGCAGGAAAGAUGAAAAGGAUAGGGAAGAUGGAAAGGAUGGAAGCACAGACGGCUGGGCCGGCUUUGAAGAGCGUGUGGAGAAGAUGCAGAAAAGCCUCCAGUGCCUCUCUGCCCCUCGUUCCCACCGUGUCCAGACGUGUGACCGCGUCCUUCGCGCCUGUGUGGAGGAGCUGGCCCGGCCCGGGGGGCUGCCAGCCCACGGUGCCCGGCUGCUGCUCCUGGUCCAGGAGACUGUCCAGCACUACCUGAGCCUGGUCCCCGAGCCCCCUCACCUGUACCUCGAGAAGAUGCUGUUCCACGUGCUGCGCAACGCCACGGGCUGGCUCGACACGUGCGCCAUGGCCGAGCUGCUGCGGGAGCGGCUGAGGCGCUGUCGCCCCGACGACGAGCGGGCCAAAGUCAUCCACAGCACUUUCAGUGUCCUCUGGACAGUGCCAGACUCUCAGACCAGGCCCGAGGGGCCUCGCACGGAGGACAGGAGGCUGCUGGCCUCCAGGAUCCGUGCCGUACGCUUCCUGCUGCUGCUGGAAUCGCAGGAUUGCGUGCCUCAGGAAUCCUUCCAGCCUCCGUUCUUCACCUCACAGUCUGCCCGGACAGCCGCAGCCGCUGCCUCUCUCUUCCAGGCUGAGAGUGCUCCGUGCUGGGCCUUCCUGGCCGGGCAGUUCCAGGAGUCGCUGCUGAACACGCUGAGGACGGAGCUUCUGCAGCCUCUCAGCCUCUCGCAGUCCCUGUGUUUCCUGGAGCUCACCCGGGAGUGCUGCCGCCACCUCUGCAAAGCCCAGGAGCACCGCGAGGCUCUGGCCACCCUGGAGGACUCCAAAGGCUUCUUGGGAGCUGAUGAUUCCCUGGGAGCCCUUCUGGAGCUGCUGGAGGCCGGGGCCCAGCUCAGCUGGGCACUGAGCAAAGGCAGGGAUGGCCAGGGGGCCGUGGGGCCGGCGCUGUGCCAGGCGGGAGCGGCGCUGGCGGUGCCAUUUUACGGAAGAGCUCUCUGGGUGCUGGUGGAAAACUCCCGGUUCGUGCUGGCGCAGCUCGGGGAGGUGCUCAGGAGGAGCCAGGAGCUGCCCCUCGGCCUCCAGGAGCUUCCCGGGAUUUGUGCCUUCUCCCAAGGCCAUGGGCGGGCACUGCAGCAGCUGCUGGCCCAGGUCCCUUCUGACUCCAUUCAGGACCAGGUGAGGGUGAAGCAGCUGCUGUUCCACAGCCUGCAGCUCUUCUCCAAUGCCAUCCAUGAAAUAUUCCAGCGCUCCCAGCCCUCGAGGUGGCUGGAGAUGGGGCAGGUGACCUCGAGCUGUGCCCAGAUCGUCACCUGGAUGCUGGAUGGGCUGGAUGGGCUGCCCGAGGCCGAGAAGGGCAAAUUCCUCAAUGUCACCGCUGCGGCCGCCUUCUGCCUGGGCCAGGCCUUCCAGAGCCAGAACAUUCCGCAAGCGGCCGGAGCCGUGUGCAAGCCCUUCUGCCAGACUGUGCUGGCCACGAACGGCUACAGCUGGCCUGGAGCGACCCCGGAGAAGCUGCACAGGUGCUUCCAGCUGCAUGUGGAGAGCUGGCGCCGGCAGGGGCAGCUGCAGCGCGCGCUGGGUGCUGUGGUGCAGUGGCUGCAGGCCGUGGUGCCACGUUACCAACGCUCCCAGGGAUCCGGGACACAGCCCCAGCAUUCCCAGGUUCUGGUGCCCCAUUCCCAGUGUGCCCAGCCCAGCCCAGUCCGUCCCACCUCCCUGGUGCUCGAGCCCAUGGCGCUCUGGGUCAGGCUCAAGAUGGAGACAGUCAAACAGGGAAAAGAGGAGGAGCUGCAGCUGCGGUCUCUGCAGGACAUCCUGGCAUCCCAAUCCCUGUCUGAGAACACCAUGCUGCUCCUGCUGCUGGCCGAACUCCAGGCCUACAAAUCCCUGCGGUGCCCCACGGGGCCGGAGCGCUACAAAAUCCUGCAGAAAAUGCUGGGCAUGUGGGACCCCGAGAGAGUCUGGAGACCCUGGGGAGCCGGAGAACCCUCGGGAAUCCGGGAUCCCUCGGGAACACCGGACCCCAACUGCAGCCUGCCCAGGGCGGUGGCGCUGCUGGAGCUGGGGCAGGUGCUCUGCAGCCACAGCUCCAACACCGACACCGACUGCUCUGCCCUGGAUGCCAUCCAGGAGUCCCUGAAGCUGCUGGACUCUCUGUCCCGGAAUUCUCAAAUCUGGAAUUCCCUUAUGCGGGAUCAGCUGCUGGAUGAGCAUGCCCAGGCCCUGCUCUGGCUCCACAUCUGCACCCUCGAGGACCUCUUGGAAAAGAGCCUGGCUCGGGAGCGGCGCGGGCGCCUCCAGAGUUCAAAGCCGCUGGAUCCCGAGGGAGCGUGGCUGGAGGCGCGGGAUGGGAUCCGCUGCAGCCUCAGCUCCGACGGCGCUCUCUCCAAACCCUUGGAUGAAGCCUUUUCCCUGUGGAAGCAGCUGCUGGAACAUCCCAGGAUUCCCGAGGUGCGCAGCCUGGAGCAGACCAUCUGCUCCCUGCAGAUCCUGGCUGCGCUCUACCGGCUCCAGGAGAAGCCCAUCCAAGCCCUGGAGAGUUUCCUGCUGCUCCGAUCCCUGUGCCAGAGGCUUGGGGAUAACUUUGGAAUGGCCAAUUCCCUGUGCCAGAUCAGCCGGGUCCUGCUGGAGCUGGAAUGUCCUCUCCAAACCGAGAUUUUCCUGGAAGAGUUGGAAGUCUGCCUCGAGACGGACAAAGGGAGUGAAGAUUCAUGGCUGCUCCUGCGGCAUUCCCAGCUCCUGCUGCGCAGCCACCUCUACUGCCUCCAGAAAAAGGUGGAUCAGGCCGUGCCGCUGCUGCUGAAGGUGCUGCAGGAGCCGCAGGCCCAGAGGGCCACCAGGAGCUGGCUCCUGGCGCGGGCCCAGGGGCUGCAGGUGGUGGCCACAAUCCUGGAGCUGCCCCCGGCACAGCUGGGAGCGCCGCUCCGGGAGCGCAUCCAACAGCACGGCUGGAGCAGCCCCAGGACGGCUCUGCUGGAGGCCCAGAAGCUGUUCCGGAGCGUCCUCGUGUCCCUGAUGGGCAGCGACAUCCUGGGAGUGACACAGAGCAUCCCGGCUGAGGAGCCCAGCCCUGACUGCCGCCUGGCGCUGGUGCACAAGUGGCAGGUGCUGGGGGACAUCCUGGGCUGCUGCCAGCGCCUGGUGACGCUGCUGGGACACAGCGAGGUGCAGUGCAGGGCCAGGGCCUUCUGCAGCGAGGGACUGACCGUGGCCGGACACCUGCAGGCCGCCCGCUGGUGCACGUUGUUCCUGGUGUUGCAGUCCCAGCUGGAGCUGCAGCAGGGGGAGCUGCAGCUGAGCCAGUCAUACCUCCAGGAUGCUCAGUUCCUGCUCCAGCCACAAACUGGGCCUGAAGCCCACCGGGAACCUGAGCACCAGGUGAAGGUCCAGCUCCAGAGGGGCGGCUUGGAGCAAAGGCGCCAGGCUGCCGUCGCCGAGCAGGGCAGCGAGGAGGAUGAGGGGUUCCUGCAGGGCCCCUCCCUGCACCUGCUGCCCCCCGCCGCUCUCCCGGAGCAGCCGGACGCUCUCACGGCCUCUCCGGAGCUGAAACGCGGCCGCAGGGAGACUCUGGAGUUCCUUUGCCACGGCGCCAGCUGCGCCUGCUCCUUCUGCUCGGACCCGGCGCUGGUGGCGCUGGGGCUGCGCUGGCUGCUGGCGCAGGCGCGGGCGCUGCUGGCGGCCGGGGAGGUGACGCCGGGGCUGGCGCAGGUGCGGCGGGUGCUGGAGCUGUGUGACAGUGCCAGCGCGCGCCUGCUCUGCCAGCUGCGGGGCAGGGUGGGGGGCGGGCACGGGGACCCCCGCGGGGGCGGCUUCCUGGGCCCCCUGGCCCAGCUGGUGGCCGCCGGCUACUCCACGCUGGCCCAGCAGAGCCUUCCCGGGCCGUCCCGGUCCCUCCCGGUUUGGGAUGAGGAGCUGGAGCGGGGCCUGAUCCUCCUGGGCACCCGACAUCCGCCCGUGGCCGGCCUGGGGGUGGCCGUGGCCACUCUGCUGAUGGCCAAAGCCGUGGCCACCCUUGGCCGCGUGGCCGCCGCCCUCGGCCGCUCCAUGGACAACGUCCUGGCCCAGGCCUGGACCCCCCAGCUCCUGCCCACCCCCCAAAAAACCCCAAACCUCCCCAAAUCCGGAUCCCGAAAAACCAAAGCGAAGAAGACCCUGCAGGGGAAGCCCUCCAAAUCCAGGGACGUUGUCACCCUGAAGGACUCGGACACAGAGGUGCCCCCCAUUGUCCUGCGGCCAGGGGGGCCCUGCACCCCUCACCCCAAAUCGGGGGCACCCCGAAGAAAGCUCCUGGGGGGAUCCAGAACCCCCUUCACCAUCUUCUGUGACGAGUCCUCUCCCCCUGGGGGCAAAUCCCAGCUCUGCAGGGCCCCCAAAGCCCCUGGAAGAACAAAAUCUCGGAUCAGGGUGGUAUUCAGUGACAGCGACUCCGAGGAACCCCAAAUCCCCCUGGAUCCCCCCAAAACCACCCGGAAAUAUUCCUCUGCCCAGAGGGUUCAGCCCCCAAAGUCCCCUGAGAGCUCCCUGGAAAUUGGGGUUCGGCCCCGACGGGGGCGGCCCCGGAAGGAGCUGGGGAGCUCCAAAAAGAGGGAAAAGAGGGAAAAUCUGGAAAAGAACAAAGAAGAGAUGAGCUUUAAGCCCCCUCUGCUGACCCCAGGUAGGGACAAUGAGGAAAUUCCAGAACUUGGGAGAAGUGGGGAUCCCCCAAAUCCAGAGGGAUCCAGCCUCUCUGCCCAGCCCGGUGUCCCCUCCCUGGACACUGUCCGGUCCCUGCUGGCCGAGGCCCUGGCGUGGGUCGGUCACUUCCCCCCGGGGUCACUCUAUGGCCAGCUGUGCCAGCUGCUGGCACUGACCACUGGGGACAGGGACCCGCUGGCCACCGCGGGGCUGCUGGCCGAGUCCCUGAGUGUCACCACCCGCCACCAGAUGCUGUCCAUCAUCCACGCCCGGACACGGAAGAAGAGGAAAGCAGCAGCAGCAGCCAGAGGGGACAUCUCGGAUCAGCUCCAGGGCCUCUCCCUGCAGGAAGGGGAUUCCCAGGAUUCCCAAUCCCACCUGGCCGAGCUCCAGGAGCUUUUCCAGUUCAGCUCUGCGGGGUUGGUGCCGGCGGAGCAGGAGCGGUUCCGUGAGCAGCUUCAAAAGAUUCCCAGAGGUGUCACCGUGUGCCAGCUGUCCCUGGCCAGCGCCGCGCCCGGCGCGCUCGGGGACACGCUGCUGCUGACGCGGCUGCAGCGCGGCGCCGAGCCCCUCAGCGUGCGCAUCGCCACCCAGCGCAGCCAGGCUCCUCUGAGUAGGAUUCUCCAGGAAUUUGAGCUGAUCCAGCGGGAGCAGCGCGAGGCCAACGUCUGCACAGAGCGCCAGGAGUGGUGGGAACGACGAUCCCGCCUGGAUCUGCGCAUGCAGAGCCUCAUCCAGAGCCUGGAUCAGGAGGUUUUGGGGUGCUGGCGGGGGCUGCUGCUGCCACGGGAUCCCAGGCAUUCCCCCCUCGAUCAGCAGGAAUUGUCCCGGCUUCUCCAGGAGCUCAGGGCGUGCGGCUGGGACAGCCCCAAUCCCGCCCUGCUCCAGGCUCUGCUGGCGGGGCUGCGUCUGGCCGAUGUCCGGGCUCUGGCCCUGGCUCUGUGUCCGGCGCGGCCGUGCCGGGCGCAGUUGCUGCUGGAUGAGGCCCUGGAGCGGUGCCGGGAGGGGCCCGAGGGCAGCGCGGGGUCCCUGGUGCUGCUGCUGGACAAGCACCUGCAGCGCCUGCCCUGGGAGAGCUCCGGGACGCUCCGGAACAUUCCAGUGACGCGGCUGCCGGCGCUGCGCUUUGUGCUGUGCUACAGCCUGCAGCGGCAGAGGUCGAGCUCGGUGCUGAAGCGGGGCGUGAACCCCCAAAACACCUUCUACGUCCUGAACCCACAGCGCGACCUGGUCGGCACUGAGGAGAGGUUCCGGAGCUGGUUUGAGAGCGAGCCAGGCUGGCGUGGCGUAUCUGGGGUGGCUCCAACCCCGCAGCAGCUGCAGGAGGCACUGGGGGAGCGCGACCUCUACAUCUAUGCCGGGCACGGCGCCGGGGCGCGGCUCCUGGAGGGACAGAACCUGGCACGGCUGCGGUGCCGGGCUGUGGUGCUGCUCUUCGGCUGCUCCAGCGCCGCCCUGAGCUCCCGCGGGCACCUGGAGCCCACCGGGACCGUCCUCAGAUACAUCCUGGCAGGGUGCCCGCUGGUGCUGGGGAACCUUUGGGACGUCACGGACCGGGACCUGGACCGGCUGGCGCAGGCGCUGCUGUGGGGUUGGCUGCGGGGCGGCCCCGGGACCCCGCUGCUGGCCCAGCUGGCCCAGGCCCGCCAGGCCCCCAAACUCAGAUCACUCAUCGGGGCCGCCCCCGUGGUCUACGGGCUCCCGGUCAACCUCUCUUGAGGGGCUUUUGGGUCCCUUCGUCAUCUUUGGGGUCCUCCCAUUGCCUGGAGUGAGGGUUUGGGGUCCCCCCAUUGAUUUUAGGGUUCCCCCAUUGCCCACAGACUCCCCUGGGGCAGAGAUUUGGUGUCCCCCCCAUUGCCUGGAGUGAACUUUGGGGGGAACCCCAGUUGUUUUUGGGGUCCCCCCAUUUAUUUAUGAGGGAGAAUUAGGUGGGGUAACCCCGUUGCCUGAUGGGAGUUUUGGGGUCCUCCCUUCACUUUUGGGAUCCACUUGUGGCAUUUGGGGUGCCCUCCUUUGUUACUUUUGGGGUCCCCCAUUACCUCUGGUGACGAUUUUGGGGCUCCUGACCCCUGUGAGGAUUUCUGGAGUGUCUGAGGGGGGGAAGGUUGGAACCACCGCCUUAAUUUUAAGAAAAUGUUCAUGAAAUUGCGAUGAAAUUUGGUUUUAUUGGACUGAUUUGGAAUAAUAAAGUUGUUGCCUUUUCA